ACCAGGGGUGGACUGACCAUUUGGAAACUCGGGCACUGCCCAAGGGCCCGGGGUCAGUAGGGAGCCCCAUGAGAUGGCCCUGGUACCUUUUUCAUAGGCAAUUUUUUUUGAGUUUGGGCAAGGACACAGGGGCCCCAUGAUCCCCUAUUGCCCAGGGGCCCCAUGAGUUGUCAGUCCGCCCCUGUUUAUGACAGUUGUUUUUCUGAGUUCGCCCCUGCCCACUAUACAGAACGUCAUGUGUCCCCAAUAUCCAGAAUGUCAUGUAUCCCCAAUAUCCAGAACGUC
This is a messenger RNA of Staurois parvus, 285 nucleotides long. Lineage: Eukaryota; Metazoa; Chordata; Amphibia; Anura; Ranidae. The record is from the annotation of a GenBank genome assembly.